This is a messenger RNA of Elaeis guineensis (African oil palm), 1942 nucleotides long. Its product is annotated as probable UDP-glucosyl transferase 73B6. The record is from RefSeq and is a predicted model, not a curated record. Gene Ontology annotation, molecular function: UDP-glucosyltransferase activity. Lineage: Eukaryota; Viridiplantae; Streptophyta; Magnoliopsida; Arecales; Arecaceae.
CAAAAAUGCUACUUUUUCACGGCAAAUAUCUAAAACACCAUCCAUCUGUAGACCGGUACCAACUCUCCCUCUCUUUUUUUUGGGUACAAGAUUCCUCGCUCUUAGACUUCUUUUCUUCUUCUUCUUCACUUCACCCUAUAAAGGGGGAAGGCCGUCCAAGAAUCAUCAAACCAAAUAAGCCCGAUCUCUCUUUCAGCUUUUACUUCUUCUUUACCCCAUAAAAUUUGUUGCUCAACCAGUUUGAUUAACCUUUCUUUCAAGGCUAACUACAUGGACAGGGGAAAAAACCAUCAGCUUCACAUUUGCUUCUUCCCAUUUAUGGCCCAUGGCCAUAUGAUUCCAAUGAUGGAAAUCGCCAGGCUAUUCGCUACAAGAGGCUUAAAGAUAAGUAUAAUCAGCACUCCUGUCAACGUUCCUCAGUACUCCAAAUUUACAGAGAGAAGCAAAAUUUUGGGUUACCAAGUUGACAUUCUAGUCAUCAAAUUCCCUUGUGUGGAGGCUGGAUUGCCUGAAGGAUGUGAGCAUCUGGACAUGGCUCUCUCUGGUGACUUAAACAGAAAUUUUUUUACGGCCGCAGGCAUGCUUGGUCCACAACUCGAGCAGCUCUUGAAAAAGCAUCGUCCAGAUGGCCUUGUUGCAGAUAUGUUCUUUCCAUGGGCAACUGAUAUUGCACAUAGUCUUGGAAUUCCAAGAAUUGUAUUCCAUGGCACAGGUUUCUUCUCUUUAUGUGCUGCAGAAUGUGUAAGAUUGUAUGAGCCUCACAAGAAGGUUUCAUCUGAUACAGAACCCUUCGUCAUCCCCAAUUUUCCAGGGGAGAUCAAAUUGACAAGAAACCAAUUGCCACAUUUUGCUAAAAUAGAAGGACACCACUUUGCCCAGUUGCAUAUAGAUAUUAAAGAAUCCGAGCUCAAGAGCUUUGGGGUUCUUGUCAACAGCUUCUAUGAGCUAGAACCAGCUUAUGCUGAUCAUUUCCGGAAUGUUUUUGGAAGAAAGGCAUGGCAUGUGGGCCCUGUUUUUCUAUGUAAUAGUGACUUUGAAGAUAAGGCAAAUAGGGGUAAAGAAGCCUCAAUUGAAGUACUGGAGUGUCUGAAAUGGCUGGAUUCUAAGAAACCGAACUCGGUUGUUUAUAUAAGCUUUGGAAGCCUCGCAAGGUUCACUUCUUCACAACUUCUCGAGAUUGCAAUGGGUCUUGAAGAUUCAGGGCAGCAUUUCAUUUGGGUGGUGAAACAAGAAGGUGAUGGUCAAGAAGGUAAAGAAGAGUGGUUGCCUGAGGGAUUUGAAGAAAGAAUGGAAGGAAAGGGACUUACAAUAAAAGGGUGGGUACCACAAGUGUUGAUUCUUGAACAUGUAGCAGUAGGAGGAUUUCUGACUCAUUGUGGAUGGAAUUCAGCACUUGAAGGAAUAGCUGCAGGAGUGCCAAUGGUAACAUGGCCUGUAUCUGCAGAGCAGUUUUAUAAUGAAAAGUUGGUGACUGAAAUUUUAGGAGUUGGAGUUGGCGUUGGUAUACAGCAGUGGGUUGUAGUGGUCGGUGAUUGUGUGAAGAAAGAAGCCGUGGCGAAGGCAGUGAAUCACAUUAUGGUAGGCAAGGAAGCAGAGGAAAUGAGGACCAGAGCAAGAGAGCUUGGAGAACUAGCAAGGAGGGCUGUUGAAGAAGGUGGGUCUUCUCACUCUGAAUUGAAUGCUCUCAUUGAAGAAUUGAGGAAUAAGAAGAUCUAGAGAUGGUUCAUACAUUGUCUUGGCAUAUGGCAUGCAGGGUGUCUACGUAGAAGUCCUGAAGUGAGAAUGCUAAACACAUUGUAGCGUUCUGCAAGAUCUUUCUUAGUUUCAUCUCCACGUAGGGAGUGAAUUUUUUUGUGGAGAGAUUGCAUCAAGAAAAAGAGCUGAUGUCAAGCUGCAAUGAUCAACAUAUUUCUCUUAAAUAUUAUCCUUUCUUUGGCAGAUU